Eutrema salsugineum is the source of this 1431-nucleotide messenger RNA. Its product is annotated as nudix hydrolase 8. The coding region runs from base 168 to 1259 and encodes 363 amino acids. Lineage: Eukaryota; Viridiplantae; Streptophyta; Magnoliopsida; Brassicales; Brassicaceae. Gene Ontology annotation, molecular function: NAD binding; ADP-ribose diphosphatase activity; NADH pyrophosphatase activity. The record is from RefSeq and is a predicted model, not a curated record. The transcript has 7 exons.
UCUCUGUUAAUCACUCUCACAACAUUUCUCUUUCUUCAUCAUUUCCUUUCUCCUCUUCAUUCUUGUUUAAGAUAGGAAAAAAAAUCUGAGUUCUUUAAUCAAAUUCCUUUCUUGGAAAACUGUUUUCUUCCCCCACAGAGAGGAAUUCAAGAUUUUCUUGAUCUCCAAUGGAUUCUGUUUCUAUUUCUGAGGUUACUGUCUUUAGAGGUUUAAUGCACGGUAUCAGACAACCAUUUUCUGGUGCUACAAUAUCUCCAAAGUUCUGCUCCUCCAAAGGUGAAGGAUCAAGGGCAAUAACUUCAAAUGCUUCCAACACAAAGAGCCAAUUUGUUUAUGGAGAAAGCUUAGCUACAACUGCAGAUUUAGGUUAUAAGAUGAAUGCAGUAAACCUAAAAAACAGAACAUUGAUCAGUUCUGUUAAAGAAAAAUUAUUACUUGAUGCUUAUGAUGAUGAGUAUGGUGGAGUAGUAGUUGAUCAUGAAAAAUUACCAUCAAACCCCAACGCUUUCACUUCUAUGCUUCGAAAUUCCCUCUCGGAUUGGAGAAGAAAGGGAAAGAAGGGAAUUUGGUUGAAGUUACCUGUGGAACAAUCAGAAUUAGUUCCAGUUGCUGUAAAGGAAGGAUUUGAGUAUCAUCAUGCAGAGAAAGGAUAUGUGAUGUUAACUUACUGGAUACCAGAGGAGGAGCCUUGUAUGCUUCCUGGAAAUGCUUCACAUCAAGUUGGUGUUGGAGGCUUUGUAUUGAACCGACAUAAAGAGGUGCUUGUGGUGCAAGAAAAGUAUUGUACUUCAUCGAAUGCAGGUCUAUGGAAAUUACCAACUGGAUUUAUCAACGAAUCAGAAGAGAUUUUCUCUGGUGCUGUAAGAGAAGUCAAGGAAGAAACAGGGGUAGAUUCAGAGUUCUUAGAGGUUAUAGCUUUCAGACACGCUCACAACGUUGCGUUUGAGAAAUCUGAUCUGUUCUUCAUCUGUAUGUUGAAACCACUCUCUGACAAGAUCAUCAUCGACAAUCUUGAGAUCAAAGCCGCAAAGUGGAUGCCAUUGGUGGAAUUUGUGGAGCAACCGAUGAUAAAAGGAGACAAAAUGUUUAAGAGAGUAAUUGAAAUCUGUGAGGCGAGAUUAAGACAUCGUUACUGUGGUCUUUCUCCUCAUCGACUUGUCUCUACUUUUGAUGGCAGACCUUCUUCCCUCUAUUACAACGUUGUUGAUGGUGAUGAUAAUGAUGCUUCCCAAUCCAAUUGUACCGCUGAUUUUUAUUAAUAGCCGGAUCGAACCGAACCGAAUAAAAAAAAUCAAGUGGUUCAAGUCUGUGUAUAUAGAGGGAAGAAGGUAUGUUGAUGAUGAUGAUCCUUAUGUUCUCAUGUAAUGUAUAUUGUUAUUGAACAUUCGCUUCAGUACAUAGUAAAAAUAAUAGCUCUUCUGCAUAAUCCAU